Hordeum vulgare subsp. vulgare (domesticated barley) is the source of this 1992-nucleotide messenger RNA. RefSeq lists its product as uncharacterized. Lineage: Eukaryota; Viridiplantae; Streptophyta; Magnoliopsida; Poales; Poaceae. The record is from RefSeq and is a predicted model, not a curated record. The transcript is spliced from 6 exons. Bases 1190 to 1630 code for a protein of 146 amino acids.
CUAGUACUUCGCAUCAAGCCCUGCUAGUCCGUCUCCUGUGUGCCGAGUUUUUUUUUAAUCAUCGGACUAUAUGUAUAUCACCGCAGGACAAAGGAAAAAAUAAAUCUAUGUUCGGAAGGAUUUAUAGGGUGUUUGGAUAUGUGUGAUUUUUUUUCUAUAUAUCAUUACAGAGGGAGUCUCUCACAUGAUCCUUGAAGGAUUUGAAAUUCUUAGGAUUUUUCCUAAGCGUUCAUGCACUCUUUUAUUUUUUAAGAAGAAAAAUUCCAGUCCACUCAAACCUCUUUUGCAUCCCUUCACUUCUUUUGUGGUGUUGUGAACACUCUUUGUUGAGUUUUUUUUUGCCACAUCCCUUGGUACGAUUUGUAGUAUCUAAAUGGGGGAGAUAACAAUCUAUGUUAUUAGCUUAGGCGCGCACUAAGCCUUUAGAUGUUUAGCACUUCUCAUAUUUUUUUUGUGGGAAAUCAUUGCAUUAUUUUGUGUCAUCUUUAGUCGACUUUUCUCACCCUUCUCGUCUAGGGCCAGAGAAAUUUUCUAGCACCAGUGCUUAUGCGAUAUACUCCCUAAUCAAAAUAUAAGAUACCCCAUGGUGUAAUAAAACUUCUUUGUAUUUUGAUAUGGAAGAAGUAUGUGCUAAGAUUUAAAAACUUACCGACACAAGUAGUAUAGUGUCCCAUGUUGUGCUAAAUUAAACUUAAUUAGUAGUUUAGUGUCUAAUGUUACGCUAAAUUGAUUAAUCUUAAGUAGUUUAUGUAUUGAUUUAUUUAGUAUUUUUUUACGAGUGCUAGUUCCAGUCAGAUAAUAUGGUCAUCUUUUGGGGAUAUGCGCACAUGGAGUGAGUGGCUCACAUAGUUUUUGUAGCAGUGAUGCCCAGUCCACUCGAAAUGAAUGGAUGGAGGCCGUCCACUCGUUCUCUGUCUCUCUCUCAAGAAAGAUCCAUUCAAUCCAUGGUCAUCUUUUGUACUACUACUAUGCUAGCAAUAGUUUUUUCUUCUGCAAUUUCAUUGUUGUACGUGUAUUGUUUCAUGCUUGUUCUACGGGUAUGGUGGUGGUCUGUUGUGAUAUGAUGAUGUUGCUCUUUAUACAAUUGUUUGUCCAGGUGCCUACGUCACCAUCACUGCUCUGGGUUUGGUCGUGACAGGCCGUCUGCUGCUGCAAUUGAUUUCUUGCUUGUGAAGGUGUCUACAUCUUGAUGCAUUUUCAACUUGAUCAUGACCCAUCAACUAUCGGAGUGUCGACAACCCACGACCUCGGCAAAAUGGAUUUGCUAGUGACAAGAUGCCGUAUGCUGCUGUCUAUUUCCUGUGAAGGUGUUCAUCCUGAUCGCCUUGUCAAUUUCCUCGCGACAUCAGGGCCUUGGAAGUUGGAUCAUGAUAUGAUAUCUCCCUUUCCUUGUCCAGACAUAUGUAGGCGACCUGCAAGUCAGCGAGGACAUAUGAUGUAUUGUGUCUCGUUUCUUAUGACCCAUGGACUAGAUGCGAUCUUCUGCAUGUUACGCUCUGCUUCCUGCAAGCACCCGAAAGAAGGACAAAGUACUCCCUGGAUAAUGUCAGCUAAUAAACUUGUCUAUCUCUGUUUGGGGUUCAAAGAGAGCUCAAAAAGCAUGAGUAUGAUGUCAAUAGCAGUAGUUUAGCAGAAUUACUCCUCAGUCUGGAAGAACUAUGUUAGUAUCGUGUAAAUAAAUAAACAUAGAGCCCAAAAAGCAUGAGUGUGCUGUCAAUAGUAGCAGUUUGGCAAAGAGACAUCAGUCAAUACUCAAUAGCUGCUUCACAUCAAACAACUUCACAAAACUGAUGGUAAUGUUUUAAUAGCAUCAAUUUAUAAAAGAUGCAGCACCUUCUGCAGGAGAGGGUGAAACUUGAACAGUAUUUGUAUGCCCUAUUUGUGCAAAUGAGCUAGUGAGAUUGAAGCGGAUGUAUUUUUCUUAUACAAGCCUGUAAAGCGAACUUGAUAAACCGUUGAUUGUAUAAACUUAUUGACAGGGUUGUUACCACA